Molecule: messenger RNA, 1811 nt
Organism: Clunio marinus
Lineage: Eukaryota; Metazoa; Arthropoda; Insecta; Diptera; Chironomidae
Source: the annotation of a GenBank genome assembly
AUGUUGCUUGAAGACAUUGACUUUAAAUCUCAACCAAAAAGCGAUGCUCAAUGUUUAAGACAAUUUUAUUAUUUAUCAGAUGCUUUUGACAAAGGAGAGUUUUGGGCGAUUGAAUGGUUUAAUUCUUGGGGUCAAGUACCAUCUGGUGUUUUUUCGGGACAUUUUGAAAGUGUCGGAAGCUUUCAACAGUGUAUUAGAAUGGAACAUUUUGCGAAUGAAAUUGUUGGAAACCUUAAAGGUCAACAUUGUAUGUUAAAUCUUCAAGCACGUUCGGAAUUAGAAAUCGAUGAUACAUUUACGACUGUUGCAAAUCAAUUUGAAUGGGGCAACAUCAAUCCUGAACAAUUUUGCUAUACUAAUGAGCCAAUGAAUCUUGAUGCUCGUGAUCUCUGUGCGAUAUUAUUUUUAUUGUUGAUUGGCUUGCUGUUGAUAGUCAGCACAAUUUAUGAUGUCACCAUUCGAAAACUACAGCUCAAACCACAUGCACUCUACACUUCAUUUUCUCUCUUAUCGAAUGGUGAGAAGCUUUUUGAAAUGAAUUCAAGCAAAUCUCCAGAGUCGAUUGAAUGCGUGAAUGGAAUCAGAGGUUUAUCAAUCCUAUGGAUUAUGUUGGGUCAUCGAUAUUUGAUUCCAAUAUUCUUCGUUCCUGUUAUCAAUAGAAAUUAUUAUAACGUCUGGCUUGAUUCCAUUUUUUCAACUUUUCCGAACACAUCACAACUUGCUGUCGACACUUUUCUUUUGAUGGGAGGUUUGCUUAUCACGCGUUCAUUCCUAACACAAAAGGAGAAGAAAGGAAAAGUCAACUUGUUAAGAUUCUAUCUCCAUCGUUAUUUGAGAAUCACUCCCGUCUUACUAGUUCUCGUCUUUAUUAUGGUCUCGUUUUUCAGACAUUUCGGCGACGGACCUUAUCACAAAAAUGCUUUGAAUUUUAAUUUAAUUCACUGUGAAAAAUAUUGGUGGGCGACUUUUCUUCACAUUCAAAAUUAUUUCAAUCCACUGGAACUUUGUCUUUCACAUUCUUGGUACUUAUCAGCUGACUUUCAGCUAUGCCUUGCCAGUCCAUUGUUUCUUAUCAUGACGGGGAAAUUUGGUCGAAGAUCUUUGAUUGCUGGUGUUGUUCUAAUCAUACUUUCAUGGGGAUGUGCAUUCUCAACAUUUUACAAGUAUGAUUUAUCACCUUUCAAUCCUGCAAAUGGCGUUAAUAGCGGGAAAUUCGUACGAACACUUUAUGCAACUCAUAUAAGAUUGGUUGGAUGGGUGACUGGAAUGAUUCUCGGUUAUUUUCUUCAUUAUAAUAAAUCUAAAACGUUUAAAGUGAAUCGCAAACUGGCUGCGUUUUUGUGGAUUGUUAGCUUUAGUUUGAUAAUUGCAGCAAUUCUUGGACAUCAUCCAUUUCAACAAUUAAAUGAAAAUGACGUCAGUCAACUUGCGAAAGGUUUUUAUAAUUCUUCAGCUAGAUUAGGAUUUGUUUUAGCAGUUUCAUGGAUUAUUUUCUCAUGCCAUCAACUGAAGUCUGGUGGGAUUGUCAACUGGUUUUUGUCACUUCCACAUUGGAAGCCAUUAGGACGAAUGGGAUUGAGUUUUUAUCUUGUUCACGUCUUCAUUCAACUGGGCUUCACGAGUUAUCAGCAAUUUCCAAUGUUUUUCAGCAACUUUCAUAUUCUUUUUGCGUUCUUCGGUGAUUUUGUUUUGACGUUUUUUGCAUCAACUCUGUUGUAUCUAUCGUUUGAAGCUCCCAUUUUAAUAAUUGAACAAUAUUUGUAUCAGCGUUUUAGUAAAUAAAAUAAAAGUCUCGCAUUCACUUAUGAAGA